Messenger RNA from Liolophura sinensis, 1211 nucleotides. RefSeq names its product collagen alpha-3(VI) chain-like. Bases 115 to 861 code for a protein of 248 amino acids. NCBI's taxonomy places the organism in Eukaryota, Metazoa, Mollusca, Polyplacophora, Chitonida, Chitonidae. The record is from RefSeq and is a predicted model, not a curated record. The transcript has 4 exons.
UGUGCCUGGAAUUGCCCGGAGAGAGGUGGCGCACAUCGCCAUAGUGAUCACCAACGGUCACUCUAGGAACACCAAGACGGUCAUUCAAGAGGCCAGAAAUGCCCAGAAGACGGGAUGUACAUGUACGCUGUGUAUCCCAGCGAAUCAGCAGAUCCUGACGAAUUGAAGGCUAUCGCCAGUCAUCCUGUGGAAGACUACCUCUUCUCCAUGGACACAUAUAAUAUCUUGAUAUACACCGAGCAACGGCUGGGAUCCCAGCUCUGUGAGAUUCAGGUUGAUCCUACUGAGACAUCAAAUGGUGGCGUAUGUGACACUAGACGGCCUGCUGACAUAGUCUUUGCCGUGGAUUAUGCAACCAUCGGGGUGAAGAAAGCCAAAAAGGUGCUGAAGUUUGUUAAGCAAUCCAUCAACAUGUUGGACAUCGGUUCCGAUCGUAUCCACGUGGGAGUGAUGACUAAUGACUGUCCGCGGGAACUCGACAUUGACCUCGGUGACCAUUACACCAGCGAUGGCGUGCAGGAAGACUUGGAUGCAAUAGAGAUGCCAAGCCAGGCGGAACUUCUCAAGAAGGCGCGCAGGCGCAGUUUCUCUCGGUUUUAUGGCGCCCGUGUCGAUGUCCAGCAGACCUUGGUGUUGUUUGUAGACGAUAAACUGGAUAACCCAACCCGAGUUGCACAAGAAGCUAUGAGAACAAAAGCCAGGAAAAUCCAAAUCAUCGUCGUUGCCAUCGGUUCCAGACUAAACUUGAAGAACUUACAAAAACUAGCCACAGGGGAAGAUUCUGUAAUACAAGUCGACAGUUACGACGCUCUUCCGAAAUCAAAGGAAGAUAUUUUUAGUGUUAUAUGCAGAGGACUGUAACUUUUCGACUAGUGUUAGACGUCCAAAAUACCGACAAAGGCGGCCGAGAUGAGACGUCAGGAGGGCUGAACUUCAAAAUCCUUGCUGAGUACUGAAAUACCAGACGACCGCUUUCCAUGACUGACACUCACUGAAAUGCAGACUCAUUCAGGAGUUUACCGACGACUGCCGAAGACCACCGACGGAGUUUGCUCAAAACAUCGCGAGGAGCUGAAGUUGGUCGGAUUAGAGUUAACGUCAAUUAAAAUUGACUGGCUCAGAGGCUGGUAUAAAACUCGACGCUCGAAUCUCGUGACAGUAUUAAUGAUUUUGAGAUUAUUUAAUUUUGCGACGCAAAGUUAGAGGGUGUC